CUGUUUGCGACCAAGAUGAAGGCAUAUUGGUACGAUGACAGUCCGGCGGACCAGCGUGGCCCUCACGACUCCGGCCGCCCCGUCCCCACCGACCUCCUCUCCUCCCUCGGCGUCCUCUACUCCCACCACCCCACCCUCGCCACCGUCGAGCAGCUCGCCCAGGAGCGCGGCUACAAGAACCGGGACGAGAUCGCCAUCUCGCCGGAGACCAUGGGCGACGCGUACGACGCGAAGCUGAAGAUGUUCUUCAGCGAGCAUCUGCACGAGGACGAGGAGAUCCGAUAUAUCUUGGAGGGGGCGGGGUAUUUCGACGUGCGGUCGAAGAAUGAUGCGUGGGUGCGGAUUCGGUUGGAGAAGGGAGAUUUGAUUAUCCUGCCGGCGGGAAUUUAUCAUCGGUUUACGACGGAUGGUGGCAAUUACAUCAAGGCUAUGCGCCUGUUUAAGGAGGAACCUAAAUGGACUCCGCUCAACCGCACUGAGGAGACAGAUAGCAAUCAGUAUCGCGCGGCAUAUCUGAAAGCUCGGAACGGAUUGGUUGCUCAUUGAGAGGAUGGGGGAAUCUAGCCGUGCGAUGGACCGCAAAGACAUCCUGAUGGCCGUUGAAAAUCGACGGAGUACGGCUAAGCCCCAUCCGUUUGGAGGAAACCAAGUAGGGAAUAGGAAUCGAGAUACUAUCUGGUUAAAACGGUGCUGCAGUCCUCCUCAACCGAGGACUGUGACCCUAAGAGAUUCUGCUAAG
This is a messenger RNA of Eremomyces bilateralis CBS 781.70, 739 nucleotides long. Its product is annotated as 1,2-dihydroxy-3-keto-5-methylthiopentene dioxygenase. The record is from RefSeq and is a predicted model, not a curated record. Gene Ontology annotation, molecular function: acireductone dioxygenase [iron(II)-requiring] activity. The transcript has 3 exons. The coding region runs from base 16 to 546 and encodes 176 amino acids. NCBI's taxonomy places the organism in Eukaryota, Fungi, Ascomycota, Dothideomycetes, Eremomycetales, Eremomycetaceae.